This is a messenger RNA of Ceutorhynchus assimilis (cabbage seed weevil), 754 nucleotides long. The record is from the annotation of a GenBank genome assembly. NCBI's taxonomy places the organism in Eukaryota, Metazoa, Arthropoda, Insecta, Coleoptera, Curculionidae.
AAAAACUGAUGCGGUUACAAGCAGUGAAAAACAAGAUAUGUGGAAAAAAAUAGCACAGGAGUAUAACAGUGCGGGGCCCUCUUGCCCAAGAGCUGUGGAAUGCUUAAAACGAUGUUAUGAAAACAGGAAAAAACUGUUGAGAAAAUCAGUAGCUGCUGAAAGACGGGAAAUUUAUAAAACUGGAGGUGGCCUGCCAGACAACCAAGCAAAAAAGGAACCACUUGAUGAUUUGCUUAUGUCUAUUGUUUCCAAUAAAAGUGUACAAGGCCUUGAGACCCCUUUUGGUGGAGAUGCAAUUAUAAACAUCAAUACUUCAAACCCAACAACUUCCCAAGAGUCACAGGACGUAAUCUUAGAAGACAAUGCUAUUGAAUUCAUCUUUGAGAAUGAUCAUGAAGAUAGUAUUUUUGAGUUUGAGGAUACCAUUGAGGAAAAGAAAGCCUCACAAGGAAAACCAGAAGAAAAAAAGAGAAAAGCAACGACGUCAAUGGAAAGUGAAACACAAAAAUUAAAACAAAAUCAAUCAAAGAACUGGAAACGCUACACAGUUCAAGAUUUGAAAUCAGCCACAGACAGUGCACUCAAUCCAGAGUCAAUGCUAGUAAGUAUAUAAUAUAAUGCUUAAAGUUUUUACAAACAAGUGGUAUGUCAAACAAGUAAAAUACUUGAACCCUCAAACCUGUUUCAUUCUCGCUUAUACUCCUGACACACUAUUGGUAUUUAUGUUUUUUAUUUUAGAGAUGCCAUACAUUCU